This is a messenger RNA of Danaus chrysippus (African queen), 1263 nucleotides long. Lineage: Eukaryota; Metazoa; Arthropoda; Insecta; Lepidoptera; Nymphalidae. The record is from the annotation of a GenBank genome assembly.
AUGUACAAAACAGUGAGGCAUGGUGAGAACAGCCUUCAGUACACCAUAUUACCGCAAACCGAGGAAGUCCUAAGCAAUAGUGGUUUGAAAGGAAAAGGACGUGAUUAUAGUCCCUCGAUUCAUGUGCGACGAUCCCGUAGAAAGUCAGCGUUGAAGUAUAUAUUGUUAAUAAUUAUCGGUAUAAUUGUGGCUUUAGCGUUUGCUUCUGUUCCACUCUACGUUCUUAAUGGUGCUCUCUAUGCUAGAAGAUUACAUCAUGAACAACACGAGACUAUAACAGCGGCGCCAUUGACGCCAGCUGGUCGGGAGAUGGUGAAAUCACGCAAAAAAGAACUGAAAGUAGCUGCUGAGGUGACAACCCUGAAAUCUAGACUAGAAUCAAGUACUACUACUACGACAUCAUCUACAGUAACGUCAACACCAGUUCCAAUCACAGUAGCUAGUGAAAAGGCGACUACUCCGCCGUGGACGCUACCUGCACUAAGAUCUUGGAAGUUUUCAUCAUCUUCGACCACUAUCAAACCUAUUCCUACAGAAGAUAAUAACGAAAUUCCAUUCGCUGGUACACCAUCUGGUGGUGUUCGGUUAUUGGACCAUUACAUGUCCAUGUCGAUGAAACCAUGGGAAAAGGACAUUAUAAUAAGAGCAACAGUUACUCCCGAUCCGUUGACUAUCCGCAACGUAUUUCAAUACUACACCCGAACCAUGAAUCCGUCGGAAAAAACGAUUACUACAAAUUCAAAGACUUUCGACGACGUUUUAAUAACAACAAAACCGACCACAACACACACAGCAAUGACCACUGAAUCGAACGAAAUCAAUGAGAAGACCAAAAUGAAAGAUUUGAAAGAUGCCAUACUCUCAGUAGACGAUGAUGAUGAGUUUAAAGAAUCUCUGGAGGUGGAUGAGGUUUUCUCACUGCCGCCUCUAAAACCGGAAACUUCAGCACAAGCAACCGAUUCCGACGAAGUGACAGUUUCGAAAGCGACUGAACCAGGCUGGUACGGAGCUCGAUGGCCAUUCGUUGAUACGUCAUCUUACUUUCAAUGGACGGGUUAUUCUCCGGGAGAUAAUCUUCUUCUGCCGUUGUUGAUAGCAGCACUAUCAUCUAUAGCUCUGGUUCUACUGUUGGCAUUGGCUGUCAAACGCCGCAAAAGAACGUCAAACGCUUCAGCACAAAUAGGGAAGUUGACCGCCGAUUUGCAAGCAGACGACAACACUAACUUACUCACUGCUGAUAAUCAAGAAGAAACAGAAGAAUGA